Messenger RNA from Hevea brasiliensis (rubber tree), 1168 nucleotides. RefSeq lists its product as uncharacterized. The transcript has 4 exons. The record is from RefSeq and is a predicted model, not a curated record. NCBI's taxonomy places the organism in Eukaryota, Viridiplantae, Streptophyta, Magnoliopsida, Malpighiales, Euphorbiaceae. Bases 184 to 948 code for a protein of 254 amino acids. Gene Ontology annotation, cellular component: chloroplast.
GUUAUUUGAGUAGCAUCUGGCAUUUCUAUUGUUUUCCUUUUUACUUCUUACUCCCUCUCUAUCUACUCCCUCUUUUAUUUUAAGAAAUACAAGAUUGACGAUCGGCGGGAAUACGACGGCUUAGAAUAUACCGGGUUUUGGAGAUUAAUGUUUCGGUAACCAGACAAGUUAGAUUGUUGACAGAUGGCGACUUGUGUUCUUGCAAAUCCCUGCAAACCUUGUCUUCAUGUCUCAAGUAUAUCCCAAUCACACCAACAACCUCGAAUGGCCCGUGUCUUACCAGUUGGUGUUAAUGGUUUCCCUAAGAUGUGUGUGAAACUUGCUUCAGCUUACCCCCAAUAUGGACUUGUAUUGAAACGCCAACAACAUGAAAGUGCAACAAAGUACCAGCAAGGCACACUUGUUUGCUUGCUUGGUGGCAAAGAUAAGUCUGAAAGAGACAAUGGGGGUUCUCCUUGGAAUCCUUUUGCGAAGGUCAUGGAAAGUUUUAAGGGACGGUCAGUAGAAGAUGUGUUACUGCAGCAGAUUGAAAAACAAGAAUUUUAUGAUGGAGGAAGUGGGAAAAAUCCACCUCGUGGUGGCGGCAGCGGUGGGGAUGGCUUUGGAGAUUCUGAGGAUGAAGGCCUUGCAGGAAUCAUGGAUGAAACUCUGCAAGUAGUCUUAGCUACUGUCGGCUUUAUUUUUCUGUAUGUUUACAUCAUUAGUGGGGAGGAGUUGACUCGUCUAGCGAAAGAUUACAUCAAGUUUGUUUUAGGAGGAAGCAAGAGUGUUCGUUUAAAAAGAGUAAUGAACAAGUGGAAAAGGUUCUACCAGAGACUGACUGAAAAGAAGGAGGUUGACAAGUUAUGGUUGGAAAGGGCGAUUAUCAAUACCCCAACAAUGUAUGACAGCCCCACAAAAUACAGGGAAAUUUUCAGGUCUAUGUCAGAAUCAAAUGAAGACGAGUAAUUUCAAUCCUGCUAUUUCAGCUAGAUGGCAUGUGCCAUAUGGUAGAAGCAAAAUUUAUAAGCCUCAAGGCUUUUGAUGUCAGAUAUUUUACUUGUGGCAGAACAGUUUUGUAUAUUACUAACCUUAGCCGGCGCAACGUUCUUUUAAUUUUUAAAUUAUUAUUGUAUAAAAUUGUAUGAUAUCACUUUAUUAUUUGAUUGCAUUUUAAAAUAUUUAGGCA